GUAACUGCAGAUACAGAAUGUAAUCAACGGGGGCCGCGAAGGACAUUAUGGCAAAAUAUGGUGGGACUGGACUGCCCCGGGCCCCGACUCCGCUGUGGGUGCCCGGUGCAAGAUGUGAAAACUGAUUUAUGUACGAAGUAUCCGGCGGGGAGACAAUCGACCUGAAGAAGAAGAAGAAAGUGAAAUAAUUCUAUUCUUCAAUUUGAGCAGCAUGCAGAACGACAGGUACCAGGCAAACCUGACUCUCCGAGAGCCUACAGGUUCCAUCGUCCCUCACGUCGCUCUCUAUGCGAUUCAAUUUGUCGCGCUCGCAUCACCCUCCUUCAAGUACCGGCGCCUGUUCUUCAGCAGCAUCAUUAUAGCCCUCGCUAUUCAAGCGCACCUGAAUCCGCACUUCACCAACAAUGUCGCACUAGCGCAACCCUUCACAAUAGCAUGGUCGUACUACAUGGCGACGCUGGCCAAGCUUCUCUUCUCUGCCAACGGUCCUGAAGCACAAUACUGGCGCAUUGACCGUCCCGCUGCAGAAGCUCGUUCUUUUGUCGGGUUUGGAUGGAGGAAACUCGUGUGGGCGUCCAUGGUGGUAUUUAACCAGCGUGGCGUACGAUGGAACCACCAGGUUAAAAACGUGCCGCUAAUCCCGCAGGGCCAGAGUAAAACCAAGUUUCUCUUUUGGCAAGCAUGGCAAUUUGUAAAGUGCAUGAUGAUUGCAGAUCUACUUUUCGAACUCACCCGACGGUGGAUGUUCAUGCUGCCCGAUGGCUCUGUGGGCACUGUGAACAGCAAGUAUCUGAGCCUGCAGCAUCCUGACUGGCGUUGGAGCUUUGCAAAAGCUUUCGUGUUCGGCUCUACGCCCUAUUUCAUGUUGAGCAUGCAGUAUGCGCAAUUUGCCUUUGUUGCUGUGUUGCUAGGCCUUAGCAAACCUGAAGACUGGCCCUCACCCUUCGGAAAACUCAGUCACGCGACCACAGUGCGAGAUUUCUGGGGAUCAUAUUGGCACCAGCAGCUUCGCCACAUGUUGACACAAUACUCGGAUGCGGUGGCCACCUUCUUUCGAAUACGAAAAGGCACAAACAUGUCCUCUUACACAAAGCUCUACACCGCAUUCCUCAUAUCAGGCACAUUUCAUGCGCUGUCCCAGCUGCAGAUGCCCUCGCCCAUCAACAUCACCGCCGAGGAGCGGACUCGUGGCUUCUUUCUCUUCUUCGUAUGGCAAAUGGCGGCCAUUACACUGGAAGAUUUUGUGCAAUGGAUCGUAAGGACGACCAGAGUGCCCAUCUUUCGCGGCGAAGGAACGUGGAUCAGCACUGUCGUGGGCUGGGCUUGGGUCACGGUAGUCAUGUGGAAGGGGUUGCCUCUAGUUGGCGAUACUUUUGUGAGAAUGCGGAUGGGUGUGGAUCCGCUCUUACCGAAUAGCUUUAGCAGAGGUUUUGUAGAGCGCUGGGUGCCAAUUCCUCCUCCAAGUUUUGAAAGGAUGUGA
Periconia digitata is the source of this 1480-nucleotide messenger RNA. The record is from the annotation of a GenBank genome assembly. NCBI's taxonomy places the organism in Eukaryota, Fungi, Ascomycota, Dothideomycetes, Pleosporales, Periconiaceae.